UUUUUGUGGCAUUUAACAAAUGUUAUGAUUUCUAAACUUGCUAAUUAUAAUCGUCAACUUCAGGUCACAUUGGCAACUAUUUGUUCUCUGUCCUAGGGAAAACAUGGUUGUUUGGUUUUGUUCAUUGCGAAAGAAGCCUGAUGUUAACAUAAAAGCCGUAAUAAAUAGUGCAAUGAAGACAAUAAGUAGUUCUUUGGAAGGCAUGUCUCAGCAAGGUCCACCUCGGUGGAUUGAACCCAAGAGUCAUGUUCAAAGUGGAGGGUGCGAGUGUGGAUACUAUGUGAUGCAUUGGAUGUGGUGCAUCGUUAGUGGUCGUUUGAAGGAUGACUGGAACAGGUGGUUCUCGGAUGGAUCAGCAUUAGAUGUGGAGGCCAUGACAAUAAUUCGAAAGAAUUGGGCAACUUACUUUUUAGCUAUUAGAAAUAACAGAUGCUAAAUAUGAUGUACAUUAUUAUGAAUGAAUACAUUUUCCUUUAAUGACACCCUUUAGUGGUAUAUUUUAAUGAAUUGUUUCAUGUCACAUUAAUGUUUUUUAAAAACCUACGUAAUGGUUUAGUAAGGAGUUUAUGUAUUCUGAAAUUGUUUUGGUUUGUUGUAGUCUCGUAUUAGAAAAUAUAUAUUUUGAUAGGAUGAGUGCAAUUUUCUUAGAAAUUGUACUCCUACUAUGUAUGUACUGCACAAUUGCACCUUCCAUCAACUUAACAACACGUAGUUACUUGUGAUAGCACUUGUAUUAUUUUUCUUCCCAUUACCGCAAGGCCUGA
Glycine soja is the source of this 764-nucleotide messenger RNA. RefSeq lists its product as uncharacterized. Bases 104 to 436 code for a protein of 110 amino acids. NCBI's taxonomy places the organism in Eukaryota, Viridiplantae, Streptophyta, Magnoliopsida, Fabales, Fabaceae. The record is from RefSeq and is a predicted model, not a curated record. The transcript is spliced from 4 exons.